GACGCGGUGGGGAGUAGUCAGAGGUGCAGCUCUUAGCCAUUGGUCGCCUCAGACACAGGAGCUCGCUCCCUCUCAUAAAUGCGCCUCCGCCGCCGACCGCGGCAGAUAAUCACAGGCCACAGUCAGAGGGACACACCUUCUGCUCGUUUUGCCACACUUUACACGGGAAUGCGUUCUUAUCCACGGAGAAGAGGUCAUCUGUCCGUGCGUUAGCUGCCGCUUCCUUUUCAGCUUCGCACUUUGGCAAUUUGGCGACUUUUACGCACGGCCUGUCUUGUUAGGAGGCUGCUACUUGUCAGGCAUUUUAACAACAAUGACUGGGGUUUUUGAAAACCUGAAUACUGAUAUGCAUUCCAACCAGAUUACCUCAAGCAACUACCACAGCUUGCACAAAUCGCAGGAGUCUCCCACACUACCGGUGUCCACGGCGACGGACAGCAGCUACUACAACAGCCAGCAGCCGGGACACUGCGCCGGAUCACCGUUUGGACAACUCGGUUCGUACCAGUACCACGGCAACGCCAACGGCACCGGGCCAUACAACUCCAAGUCUUACGAUCUUGGUUUUAAUUCAACCUACGGCGCGUACACCUCCUACGGCCCAAACUCGUCUCCUACUCCAGUAGAUGCAGAGAAAGAAGAGAGUGAGCCAGAAAUUCGGAUGGUGAAUGGAAAACCAAAGAAGGUCAGGAAACCUCGAACCAUUUAUUCCAGUUUCCAGCUGGCAGCACUUCAGCGGAGGUUCCAGAAGACGCAGUACUUGGCUCUGCCGGAGCGGGCCGAGCUCGCAGCCUCUCUGGGCCUAACGCAAACACAGGUCAAAAUCUGGUUCCAGAACCGUCGCUCCAAAUUCAAGAAAUUGUGGAAAAGCGGAGAAAUCCCCCCGGAGCAACACGUCGCUUCCAGUGAAUCACCUCCCUGUGCGUCUCCGCCAACUACAGCAUGGGACUUUCCACAGAGUCAGAGAAUGAACGGCGUCACCUCCACGUUACCUCAGCUCAGCAGCAGCGGCAGCAGCAGUCCCCUCAACUCCGCUGCUCCAUCCUCGUUCUUGGCCAACUACUCCUGGUACUCCACCACGAACUCUCCCACCACGCAUAUGCAGUCCCCUCUGGUCCAGCACCACCCAGGUUCCGCCAUAAGUGCUGGGACUAUAUUCUGAAAAGAACAGAACAAACACCGGACAUUAAAAUGCCAGUAUCACUUCAUUUUGAUGACUUUCACGCUCAUCCGAGUGAAGCCGAUGGAGCCGGUCUGCUUCACGGAUGAUGCCGGGGUGGUGUUUAUGUGCCGGCAGAGGAUAGGAAAAAAACUACCACCCCUACACUUAUUUUUGUAUUUAUUUAUUUUGUUUAUUGUGUCGAGGGAUGACUGAACCACUAUUACCCAAAGCAAUUGCAGCCUUUUACGUGCGGACGUCAUUUUGUUCAGCCAUUAUCCUGCGAAAAUAACGUCGUCAUCGCAGCAGGACCACAAAUGUAGCACACAUUCAAACUGUACCGUGCCUUUUUUCCUACAUGACCUCAUUUUGUUGUGCGAAAUUAGUGGGUAAAACUCUUUCUUUUAUCCAUUCCUCAUGUCAUUAGUUGAAUUGAAUAUAUUGAAGGGUAAGUGUAAGAAAUUUCACGUUUGUAAAUAUUUUAGCACGUUUUUUUUUUUGUUUGUUUUGUUUUUUGAGGCGCUUUGACUCUUUUUAGUCUCUUUUGGUGCAAAUGCAGUUUCCACCGUAAGCUACUGAUUGUUCUGCCCUCUGAUUUACUUGUAUCACUUUUAUAUGUUAUAUUUUUGUCCUAUUUAUUUUAGCACGUGUUUCUCAUACGGCCAGACCUUAUUUAAAUAAAAAACAUUCUGUGUCUAGCCUAUGCAUCAUUUAUUUUUUUACAUCAAUUUUGGCUUCUUUCUUUAUUGUUAAAUUUAUUCGAUUAAUUAUCAAUAUUUAUUUCUAUUUUCUGCUCUGUAAUUGUCAGUAAAUAAAAUCAUUAACAAACUAUAUGUUAUUUUUGAAACAUUUCAAUCAGAUAUUAACUCUUUCACAUCAACGGUUAACUGAUGCACGUGCUUCAUUUUGCAAUUUUCUUUUUCCCCCAUAAUAACUAUAUGACUCAAAAAACGACAGACAUUGGUAAAUCCUAAAAUCCCUAAACUACUUUGCUUAGUUUUAUGCUGUAAAAAAAGAUAAUUAAAUAAGAACAUAUUAACCUAAUUCAUUACAUAAAUACAAAUGUAUUCUAGGUUAUCGCAAUAACACCAAUAUAACCUUAAUGUAAUAAAACCUACAACAUAGACCAUUUUUAUUCUUAUUUAAUUUGUAACAGAUUUUUUUAAAUUUGUCAUCACCAAAUAUUGGGUUCAUUUUAGAGGUAAAUGUGUUGCAUUCACCAAGUACAUAUCAAGUAUAAAUAAAAUCAUAAAUAACAGUGACAUUUGUUUGUUUCACUAUGUUUUUAUUUUUAACAUUUUUCCUAUUUCACGUCAUGUACACAUGAUAU
This is a messenger RNA of Cynoglossus semilaevis (tongue sole), 2489 nucleotides long. RefSeq names its product distal-less homeobox 2a (gene dlx2a). Gene Ontology annotation, molecular function: RNA polymerase II cis-regulatory region sequence-specific DNA binding; DNA-binding transcription factor activity, RNA polymerase II-specific. The record is from RefSeq and is a predicted model, not a curated record. The coding region runs from base 314 to 1162 and encodes 282 amino acids. NCBI's taxonomy places the organism in Eukaryota, Metazoa, Chordata, Actinopteri, Pleuronectiformes, Cynoglossidae. The transcript is spliced from 3 exons. Gene Ontology annotation, biological process: embryo development; negative regulation of transcription by RNA polymerase II; cell differentiation.